Hypomesus transpacificus is the source of this 1760-nucleotide messenger RNA. RefSeq names its product C-type lectin domain family 4 member G-like. The record is from RefSeq and is a predicted model, not a curated record. The coding region runs from base 6 to 1037 and encodes 343 amino acids. Gene Ontology annotation, biological process: biological process involved in interspecies interaction between organisms. Gene Ontology annotation, cellular component: external side of plasma membrane. NCBI's taxonomy places the organism in Eukaryota, Metazoa, Chordata, Actinopteri, Osmeriformes, Osmeridae. Gene Ontology annotation, molecular function: D-mannose binding; fucose binding. The transcript has 6 exons.
CUGCAAUGUACUGUUUACAUUGUGCAAUGACUGGACAAAUAGUCUCCCACAUAAUCAGGAUCAGCAAAGUAAAUGCUCGAGAGUUGAGACCAACAAAGAGCCGACGCAAAAGAAUGGCGCAUUUAGAGACGUUGCCCGAAAAGAGUUUGACAACUACAUACAAAAACCUAAUUUGUCAAGAUGAUUUAAGGUCAGACGGAAAUCCUCUCUUUGAAGACCAAGUACCAGCGUCUUUGUUCGCAGUGGCAGCUGAGCAGAGUACACAUCGUUGUAGGCUGGUUGCAGGAUGUCUGGGACUACUUAGUGUUUUCCUUCUGGCAGCUGAUAUUGCUCUUGGAAUCCACUAUCACAACAUCAGAAAUAAAGAACUCUCAUUUAAACACCAAUUGACACAAGUCAGUAGUGAGCUGGAUCAAAUCCGUAGCAACAUGCAAGCCAAGGACGAGGCACAACUUUCCCUGGCAAUGGCACUUCAUAGACAGAGUGAAGUUUCAGUGAUGCAAGAGUAUCAAGAACAACAGAUGAGGGACUUUGAGAACAGGAUCCAAGCCGUUCAGGAGGAGCAAACAAACAUGAAGUCUCACAUCUCUCAACUUGAAGUGAGUUGUGCACAGUGUAUGCCAGGGUGGACACUUCUGAACUCCAGAUGUUACUAUUUCCCUUUCUCGGACACCAUUCCCCGGAAAGGAUGGAAGGAAAGUAGAGACACCUGUGUUGCGAAAGGAGGAGACCUGGCAGUAGUAGAUAGCUGGCAGAAGCAGGAGGAGAUAAGUAAGUUGAUAUUGGCAAAGUACACCGACAAACCGAUACGCCUCAGUGGAUUCUGGAUUGGACUUUCUGAUAUUAGUUCCGAGGGAAACUGGACAUGGCAGAAUGGAGUGAAGAUGACUCAGGGGUAUUGGGAAGAUGGAGAACCAAAUGACUACUAUCAGUUAGAGGACUGUGUUGCCAUCUACCCCAGGAGUAACUUUAGCAAAAACUGGAAUGAUGCCCCAUGUACACAUCCACUGAAAUGGAUAUGUGAAAAGGAUCGCUAAUCUGAAAAAGUGUUGACAUGAAGAAAACUGAGACUCCAAAAUAAAAGCAUAAGCAUUCAUUAUUUGUAAUGAAUAUCAUAUUUGCUACCCUCAUACUUUUGAUGAGUAAACUGACAAACAGGGGGCAAGAAACAUCUACAGCCCAAAAUGACUGCCUAUGCAUAUUUUCUAGCCUAGGGAAGGCAUUCUGCGUUGCAUAGUUCCAACACAACUAAGUUAUUGUGGACCUUGGUAUGGUCAUAGUUCAAGGCAAAACCCGAAUCAAAACACUGAUGUAUGCACAACAACAAUUCUAAACUAUAACUGUUUGUAGUAGUAACAGAGAGUAUACAUCAUUUUUCUGAGAGCCAUCCAUACACUGUUAAUACCCACCACCUGUGGCCUAUGAUGUUCCAGACUUGUGUCAAGACUUUGUCACUGGUUACCAGAGGGCUGCAUGAUUUAUAUUAUAAACCCCAUUCUAUAACAAGCAGCAGUUCAACACAUUAUUUUGCUUAUUAGUCACUAGAGGGAACCAGAGUGAAUAUGUUGAUGAAUGCGCAACUGGCAAUUCUAAAGCAAUACUCAUGAAACAGUACUAAUGAAAAAAUAUCUAACCUGGGAAAGUACAGAAUAUUCUGUCCUAAAGUUGGUCUGUGUGAAAGGGAUAACUGCCUAUACAAGGUAUUGCAUCGAACAGAAGACUUUAUCUUCUUGUCCUGCCUUAAAUUACAUACUAUACAC